Messenger RNA from Lachancea thermotolerans CBS 6340, 396 nucleotides. It is a transcript of the gene MRPL31, whose product is annotated as mitochondrial 54S ribosomal protein mL60. Lineage: Eukaryota; Fungi; Ascomycota; Saccharomycetes; Saccharomycetales; Saccharomycetaceae. The coding region runs from base 1 to 396 and encodes 131 amino acids. The transcript has a single exon. The record is from RefSeq and is a predicted model, not a curated record. Gene Ontology annotation, cellular component: mitochondrial large ribosomal subunit. Gene Ontology annotation, molecular function: structural constituent of ribosome.
AUGUUUGGACCAUUCAAAUCUUCGAACACCCUACUUGGAGGCCUGCUUUGGAAAAUACCAUGGAGAAUGUCACGCCCGCAGAAGCAAAGACAAAGACAUAGAUUGCAGGACGUGGAUAGCGUUAUAAAGAGCUUGAACCUGGGACUCCACGCUGAGCGGAGCGUGCAAAAGGGUAUAUCGUACGAUGAGGCCAUCAAUAGUUCUAAACAGCUAAAGCCCGGUGUCAAGCAGCUGCGCCUGCUCAACAAGCCUUCGCUAUUCCCUAACGAACCACAAAUGUCUUACAAGGACAAGUACACGUACUUCAACAAACAGGCCAAAGGCUACAGAAAGGGCAUUCACAAACUGCCAAAAUGGACCAAGAUCACACAGAGAAGAAACCCUGCAUUCUUUUAA